UGGGUCUCCAUCCCCCUUUGUGGUCUGGGCUACAAACCUUCGCUGCUCCCUCUCGUCCCCCUCCGCCAGCAGAGGCAGCCGCGAUGGGCGCUGGCGGCCCCCGGCGGGGCGCGGGCCCCCCAGACGGCGGCUGGGGCUGGGCGGUGCUGGGCGCCUGCUUCGUGAUCACCGGUUUCGCCUACGGCUUCCCCAAGGCGGUGAGCGUCUUCUUCCGCGCCCUUAUGCGCGACUUCGGCGCGGGCUACAGCGACACGGCCUGGGUGUCCUCCAUCAUGCUCGCCAUGCUCUACGGCACGGGUCCGGUCUCCAGCAUCCUCGUGACCCGCUUUGGCUGUCGCCCAGUGAUGCUGGUGGGUGGGCUAUUGGCCUCGGCGGGCAUGGUGUUAGCAUCCUUCGCCACGCGCCUCCUGGAGCUAUACCUGACGGCUGGGGUGCUCACAGGCCUGGGCCUGGCCCUCAACUUCCAGCCGUCGCUCAUCAUGCUGGGGCUGUACUUCGAGCGGCGGCGGCCCCUAGCCAACGGGCUGGCGGCGGCGGGCAGCCCCGUGUUCCUAUCGGCGCUGUCGCCGCUCGGCCAACAGCUGCUCGAGCACUUCGGCUGGCGCGGCGGCUUCUUGCUGCUCGGCGGCCUCCUGCUGCACUGCUGCGCUUGCGGCGCCGUCAUGCGGCCGCCGCCGGGACCCGGCCCGCGGCCGCGCGGGGACAGCGCGGACGACGCUCCCGGGGAGGCGGAAGCGGACCGCGCCGGGCUGCGCCUGCGCGAGGCGCCCCCUGGCGGCCGGACCCGCCGCCGCCUGCUGGACGUGGCCGUGUGCGCCGACCGCGCCUUCGGGGUGUACGCCGUCACCAAGUUCCUGAUGGCCCUUGGCCUCUUCGUGCCCGCCAUCCUGUUGGUGAACUACGCCAAGGACGCGGGCGUGCCGGACGCCGACGCCGCCUUCCUGCUGUCCAUCGUGGGCUUCGUAGACAUCGUGGCGCGGCCAGCGUGCGGCGCCCUGGCGGGCCUGGCACGCUUACGACCUCACGUCGCCUACCUCUUCAGCCUGGCCCUGAUGGCCAAUGGCCUCACGGACCUGAGCAGCGCGCGUGCGCGCUCCUACGGCGCCCUUGUCGCCUUCUGCGUCGCCUUCGGCCUCUCGUACGGCAUGGUGGGCGCGCUGCAGUUCGAGGUGCUCAUGGCAGCCGUGGGGUCGCACCGCUUUCCCAGUGCUCUGGGCCUGGUGCUGCUCGUCGAGGCCGUGGCUGUGCUCAUCGGACCCCCCUCUGCCGGCCGCCUGGUGGACGCCCUGAAGAACUACGAGAUCAUCUUCUACCUGGCGGGCUCUGAGGUGGCCCUGGCUGGGAUCUUCAUGGCUGUGGCCACCAAGUGUUGCCUGCGCCGCUCUAAGGACACCCCGCCCAGCCAAGGCGCCCAGGGCGGGGCCAGCGACACUGAGGACGCUGAGGCCCAAGAGGACGCUGAGGCCCUGCCCGCCGGCGCUGAGGAACCCGGCAGCCUCCAGGCCCUGGAGGCGCCAAGCCCCGGGGCUGGGCCGGGGGAACCAAAGGCGGAGGCAGAGCUGGGCGUGGACCCCGAGUCUGUAUAGCUCGGGGGGCACUAGGCGAGGUGGCUGGUGACUUUGGAAACGGGGCCGACCCUCUCAGAGCCCUGGCUGUCCCGAGGGGGCCUGGAGUACUGCAGGCUGCUCUGCAGAGGUCGCCCCUGGGGUCCUGGGUGGGCCGCCUCCCUCGUCCGUCCAGCAGGCCGCGGCCAGGCCCUGCCCUCGCUCAGCGGCUGUGCACCGCCAGGGGCGGGGCCUGCGUGAAACUCAAGUGCAUAAAGCUCCGCUGCGAGACCGAGUCCUGUUCCUGCGUC
This is a messenger RNA of Panthera uncia (snow leopard), 1855 nucleotides long. It is a transcript of the gene SLC16A8, whose product is annotated as solute carrier family 16 member 8. The transcript is spliced from 4 exons. NCBI's taxonomy places the organism in Eukaryota, Metazoa, Chordata, Mammalia, Carnivora, Felidae. Gene Ontology annotation, cellular component: membrane. The record is from RefSeq and is a predicted model, not a curated record. Gene Ontology annotation, molecular function: monocarboxylic acid transmembrane transporter activity. Gene Ontology annotation, biological process: transmembrane transport; monocarboxylic acid transport. Bases 84 to 1586 code for a protein of 500 amino acids.